Messenger RNA from Aplysia californica (California sea hare), 4271 nucleotides. Its product is annotated as peroxisomal membrane protein 2. The transcript is spliced from 5 exons. NCBI's taxonomy places the organism in Eukaryota, Metazoa, Mollusca, Gastropoda, Aplysiida, Aplysiidae. The coding region runs from base 117 to 707 and encodes 196 amino acids. The record is from RefSeq and is a predicted model, not a curated record. Gene Ontology annotation, cellular component: membrane; cytoplasm.
UGUCAGCCCAGGUCAGGUCAGCCGACAGUACAGACCCGACAGAGUAGGCCAAGAUCUCGAUCUAAUUCCUUGGAUCAGUAGUUCAGUUUGGUAGUUGGUAGUUUCAUCCUGAAAUCAUGGGGACUCCAGACGAAAGGAAGAAGCAGGACAGUGCAUUGUCUAGAGCUCUCGCAGAAUAUGUGAGAUUGUUACAAGACAGACCAGUGAUCACUAAAGCUAUCACAAAUGGUGUUGUGUCUGGUUUUGGGAACUUACUGUCUCAGGUCCUGGCACCAGACGUUAGCACUGGUGGACGCAUGAACUGGAGGAGCGUGUUUGCAUAUUCAUCGUUCGGCUUCUUAGUGAAUGGACCUUUGAUACAUCAUUUUUAUGUGUACUUGGAGAAGAUCAUGCCCAAGAAUCGACCCAAUGCUGGGAUCAAAAGAGUGCUCUUUGACAGAUUUAUAUUCGCGCCUCCGUUCUUGCUCCUCUUCUUGUACUAUGUUUCUAUCGUGGAGGGUGCUGGCCAGGAAGGGGCUGUGAAGAAGAUUAAGGAACAGUACUGGAUGAUCCUGAAGCUCAACUGGACAGUCUGGAGUGUUGUUCAGUAUAUCAACAUCAACUUUGUUCCUCUCAAGUUCCGAACCUUGUUUGGUAACUUGUGCGCUCUGGUCUGGAUGGUGUUUAUUUCUGUCAAACGCAGGCAGAUGGCGCUGAAGUCAUCAUAGUCUCAUAUGGUUGUUUUGGAGAUGAACUGUAAUGCGAUGCACAAGUUCUGUUUUCUGUGCUGUUAAUGUAAUUGAUCUCAGGACUUUUCCUGUUGACUGAGUACUGAUAUAAAUAUAUAUAUAUGUUAUAUGUAUGUGUAGGCCUACAUAUGUUGCAAUCAUUUUUAUGAUUUGGUGCCUUUACUUCAGAAAAUUACUUUUUUUUUCCUUUUGGUGUGUUUUUUGGAGGUGGAUGCAAGGCAAUACCUAAGUGGAAGGGGAACAUGUGUAUACAUGUAUGCAGUUCCUGUAUUUUCUUAAGUGCUAAUUCCUGUUUGCUUUUUAAAGAUUGGUCAAAUGUCACCAAAUUCUUUAUAAGUUAUAAGCAAUAGUUGUUUUUUUCUUUCGUGUUCAUAUUUUUGUUAUGCAUAUUAUGUUGGGAGGACGUGGAGAUUUUUGUUUAUAAUAUACAGCAGGGUUACUGUUGAGUGAGGCAGAGAAAAAGGCAAACAAAGAGUUCUGUUUCAUUAUUAUUUUGUUUUGUUUUUAUUUUGCAUGGCAUGUCCCUCCGUAAUGGUAAUGGACUGAUCUGUAAGUCCUUGAUGUAUCUCACAGAGUGUAAUCUACUCUACAUUAAACAAAAUGAAGAACCCAUCUCUAAACAGUGAUGGAUUUUAAAAUUUAAAAAUUAUGUUGUUUUAUUGUCAAAGGGCUGUGGAAAGAGCAUAAUUUGUGGCCUGGCUAUUAUUGAUAAAGUUUUACCGACUACUCUGAAAAGGCCAAGGAGCAUUUGGUCAUGUCUACAAGACUCUGGGCUUGGAGGAAAAAUUACGAGGAGGAUGAGAACAAUAUAUAUAUAUCUCCUGCAGUAACACUGGGACAGUUAAAUGUGUUUCUUAAACUACCAUGGCAUACAGCAGUAGAAAGUCAGUUUCUAGUCUAACUGGUUAAAGAAAAGGUCGACUCAUCCAGAGAUAUAAAGUGAAGGAUGGAGAAAGAUGAAUUUCUGACUAUGAUUACACUAUUGUUGAACUAGAAAACAAAUGAAUUGUGUAUGCAAUCUAUAUGUAUUCAUCAUCAUCCGGUGCCUUGCCGACUGGCGUGGGCGAUCACGGACCUUAUUAUCCAGAUAUGAUUGCAUUGAAUUGAAAAGCAACUGAAUCGUAUAUUAUGCCAUCUAUUUGAUCUUUUCAUGACAGAAAAUAGUUAUUGUCUUGCCUUCUUUAGAUGAAGUUUUUUCUUGGUAUUAAAAAACAUGAAAUGGUUAUAAAGUGUGAGGGACCUUAAGCAAUGUACUUGCUGUACAUGUACAAAUGAAAAAUCAGUUUUUAACUUCAAAUACUGUACAUGUUUUUCCUUUUUCCGAGGGAAACUAUGCAGCUACGUAAAUAUUGUUUUAAUAUCUUUUGAAAUCAUUUCAGACAAAUGUUUUAUUUUUUAUGGACUUUUGAACUUUUCUGUGAUUCAUGGUAAUCUAUUGCGUAAUUCAUUUUGUUGGUUUUAACAAAAUUUAUGUGUAAUGAAGUAAUUUGUAUUUUCUCAGCUUGUCUAAAGCUGAAGUACCUCACAAUAUCAUACAGAACAGUCUACUUAAAGAGCCAGCUCUUGCCAAAUUUAGUGGCAGCAGAUUGACUCUUCUUUUCCUACUGGACCGUUUUCCUCAUUAUGAACAACCAUUUUUUUCAUUCUGACUAAGAAGGAAAAGUAUCAUUCCUCUAAUUUCUUGAAGUGGAAACUCAAAUGUGUUUGUAUCAUAAAGCAGGGAAAUUAAUUUCUUAUCUGGAAGUUUAAAGGCAAAGAGUAUUCUGAAUGUAAAUUAGUGGUGUGUGUGUGUGUGAGUCUGAAGGCCAUGGAGUGGAGAAGAUUAAGAUUUGUUGAGCAGCAAAAUGUGAAUCAUGGCUAUAAAGUGUAGAUUGCAAGAAUGGUUCAUCCCAGCUUGCGGUAGAGAAUGAGCUGAAAGGGAAUGUUGUAGAGAAAGAGACUGACAUAAGUCUGAACCACAGCCCUGUGCUUGUCAGGGGAAAUUGUCACUAGUUCUGCUGCCGUGAACGGCAUCUGUAUUUGACAGCUUUUUUUCUGUUCCAUACUACAAUGAGUUGGGAACUACUUAAAUUACACACCAAUCACUGCCUUUCUUAAGAUAAGUUUCUCAAACUUAUCUUCCAUGGGGUUGAAUGUAAAACACAACAAACUUUGCCUUGAAAAAAAAUGGACGUUUGACAGAAGCAGCACUUUUGUGUUCAACAUUUUAAGAGAAAUCCUGAUUGUAUGAAUUUUCUGGUCUCAUGGCAUGCACAACCUUGUGAUUUCUUAUAAAAUAUCUUUACUCGUUGUACUAGUCCUGAAAGCAGUUUAUUAUGAACAAUAAGCUAUGCCUGAACCAAGCUGAGUUUGCAUCCAGUUGGAGGUUACUGCUGAUGGGUCCUAAUUCUUUUUAAACUCUCUGUUGUUUCUUCUAUCUUGCUUUUUCCUUCACUAAAUGAUCGUUAAAAUGUCAAUUCUGUGUGCUUUUCUUUACUUGAACAAGAAACUGGAAGCUUAGUGGUUCUUUUAUCUUCUGUUUAUGUAAAUUUUUUCUCGAUAUUUGUAUAUUUUUGGAAUAUUUUGUUUUCUCUUCUAAGAUUUAUACAUGUACAUUCAAAUUGAAGUUGUUGUUAUGAGGUUCCUUUGAAAGUAUAUAUAUAUGGUAGUCUCGCUGUCAAAAGAUAUUAUUUAACAAGACAAUUGAUCAGAGUAGUUUUCAUUUUGGAUUUAUUUUACUCCUUUUUUACAUUCAUUUCUACUGGUAAUUACUUGAAGUUGAAGUGUUGUAAAUUGUUGCUUUUGCAAGUAUUAUUUUUGUCCAGAUUCAGACAAUUCAUUUGAGUGGCUGAGCAAAGAAAAAAAGGAACGGGCAGACUUGAAGCAUUGCUUCAUUACUCUUUGUUGUUUUAUGAGCUUCAAUUCGAUUCUUGUGGAAAAUUUAUGUUUCUUGUUUUCUCAUACAAUGGCAAGCUUUCUUUGCAAUAGGUGAAACAUAGUAGUGCUGAGCUACUUUGGUUGACAGGUGGCUUCUCUAUUACUUCAAAUAUUAAGUCCUUCAGCCCUCUUUCAGAAAUUUUGUAUUCAUCUACAGGUUGUUCUUUAGGGUAAGUUAUCCUUCCGCAAAGCACAGUUUUAGCUCAGUUGAUGUUGCUCUGGACCAAGGUGCAGAUUGCCCUCGUUCAAAAUUACAAUGGGGCGUUGUUGAGCUUGGGUUGUUCGAGCCGUUUUCAAGGUUUUGCUUCUGCUUGGCUCGAUCCUAUUACUAUUGGGGAUGGACGUUAGAUUCAGAUGCCUGGCAUCAUGAAUAAAUCUUACUUAUAGAGUUGAAAAAGGGGUUCGACAUAUACAAUUACCAAAUUAUUAAUGUUCUCCCAUGGUUUCAUAUGAAGUAUUUAUUGGAAUACAUAUUCAGUAGGUUGAGGUCUACUUACUGCAUAUUUUGCCUAUUAUAUUUGUGUCAUUGAUGCAUUACUUUUACUGAUGUUUUUGUCAACCAGCAGAACUUAGAUAUAUUCUUGUUCAUAAUUAAAGAAGUGAACAGUAAAGAUAUUCUUAUUAAAA